Aspergillus ibericus CBS 121593 is the source of this 597-nucleotide messenger RNA. Its product is annotated as translation initiation factor SU. The transcript has 10 exons. Lineage: Eukaryota; Fungi; Ascomycota; Eurotiomycetes; Eurotiales; Aspergillaceae. Bases 1 to 597 code for a protein of 198 amino acids. The record is from RefSeq and is a predicted model, not a curated record. Gene Ontology annotation, cellular component: eukaryotic 43S preinitiation complex. Gene Ontology annotation, molecular function: ribosomal small subunit binding; RNA binding; translation initiation factor activity. Gene Ontology annotation, biological process: translational initiation.
AUGGCUUCCAAGAAGGAUAUGCGGAGGUUGGACCUCGCCAUUCCCUACAUCGAUCCGCCCAAGGGCAAGGAUGAGCCCGACAUGUCUAGCGCCAUGUCUAGCACCAUGCCUAUGGCUGCGAUGUUCACCAGGAAUAGGAUGAUCGGAUGGGUCUCCUUCGUUUUCUCGCUUCAGUCCUGGCUGGGUGAGACCCCAGACCAGAAGAGAGCAGCUUCGACGCCGGGCUACAUGUCCGUCUUGAUGUCCUUGAUGGCUCUGGCUGACACGUGCUCUCCCACAGACCCCUUCGCCGAAGCUGACGAAGACACCGGCGAGACUAAACAGUCUCAAAAUUACAUCCAUAUACGGAUUCAACAGCGCAAUGGUCGAAAGACCUUGACCACCGUCCAGGGUCUUCCUAAGAAGUUCGAUCAGAAGAAGAUUUUGAAGGUGAUCAAGAAGAAGUUCGCCUGCAAUGGCACCAUUGUCAGUGACGCUGAGAUGGGCGAGGUGAUUCAGUUGCAGGGAGACCAGCGUAAAGAUGUCCAGGAGUUCUUGACCGACAAGAAGGAGGGUCUCGAGCUGGAUGCCAAGACCAUCAAGGUCCACGGUUUCUAA